CGUGCGUGAACAGCCGGUGUUUCCAGGGGAACGUGACUUGUUUAGGACUCUAAACAAGUUGCUAUUCAGUCGCAUUAUUGCGUUCGAUAAAAAUAUAUAUAUAUUUUUUUGUUACGAUUUUACUUUUGAUCUUAAAACGUUCGUACUCUAUAGCCUAAUUAAUCCGUCUUGUUUUUUAAUCUGGUGCAUUAUAAUUUUAAACUUUACCCGUAUGUAGUUGUGACAUAAAUCAGGUCACAUUCAUUUAAACCUGAAAAGACUGUUGCGUCUUAUUAGGAUUUUUUAUUAUGAAAUGUUGAUUGAUAAAUGCUGAAAAGUUUGAUUUUAAAUUAUUAUUUGACUUGACUAAGCUUGUAAGGCUUGAAUGUCAAAAUGUCAAACUUGGCAGCUUAUUUAAAAUAAUUAGUGUAGUACAUAAGACUACAAGACAUUUUUUAAGCUCGAUGUCUUAAACAUCCUUGUUUUGAGAAUGACUGGGGAAAUAACAAGCACACACAGGUUUGAUGGUCUCUCAGUUCGUAAGCGUAUCAAAUGUGAGGACCUCCAAAUGUUGUUCCACAGUCAAGAGAUUCAGAACCUGAGACCUCUUUCACUACUCUGGCACUUGGACAUCAAUGGUGACAGGAUGACAGACAGGUCUAAGGAGGUGAGAUCAGAGUCUUCAGCUUAUAAGAAGGAUACAAGCACUCCAACCUCUUUGACACAGUUGUGCAAACAGCUGGAGGGGAGAAUCACCCAGAAAUCACAACAUUACUCCAUCUGCCAUGAAGACAGACAGUCUCUGACUGCAGUGUUGACCUCUGAGCUGGGUCUGAUCUGGCAGAACCUGAAAACCCCGUGUGUGGACACCACACUGACCCAGGAAGAGAAAGUGCAGCUGCACUGCCAGACUUUCAGUGAAGUGCUGCACAUCUGUGAGCAGCUGUUUCUUCACUACCUGCAGCUGACGAAAACUCUACAGAGGCGAGGCGUCUUCAGUGACUGUGCUAAUCGCAGUAGGGUGGCAGCUCAGCUCGCUAUGGACUGUACCAGACUCUUGAAUGUUCGCUCCAUAAGAUGCAGGAUUGUCACAGGAAUCAAGUCUGCACGGAAGGCCAGAACAAAUGCUGUUACAGAGCAGAAGGCACGGAGCACGGAGAGGUCCAUGACGGGCACACCAUGGGAAAAAGCUGUUGAGGAUGACCUCAAGGAGAUUCAGGAGAAAAUUGGGGAGCUGGAUCUGCAAAAUGUGUAUGACCUCCUGCCCUGCCACAUGGAGCCAAUUUGCUAUAAGAGAGACACUCAGUGUUCCACAGCCAGCAUGGCCAGUAUACCGACACAAGACCAGCAUCAGAGUCCUAGUCCAAACCGGUUGUUCAGAAUGAAGGGAUGUCAUUCCAUGCCUGAUCUACAGAGGGAGACACUGCUGGAGGAACUGGAGAUAACGCUGCCUGAUCGGCCUCCAUCCCCAUCGGUCCUACUGUCCACAGAUCCUCCCUCCAGCCUGGAGACACACAUCAGUCCUGGGGAGGAUCUGAGGAGAUUAUUACAAGAGAGCGAUUACAAGGAUGACAAUAACUGUGAGACAGAUCUGUGCCCGCUUAUAGAAGCCAUGAUCUGUUAUAAUUCUAGCAGACUCCAAAGGCUCAAACAAAGACUACAGAAACUAAUGGAGGAAGAGGAGGAAACAAAGAAGCACAAAAUUCUUGCGGAGAAACCUUCAGACACACAAGGAGACGUGGUCAUUAUGACGGUUUCACCUCAAACCAUUGUGCGCACAACAGCAGCCCGAGUGUCCGAUAGGGUUCUCCCGGAGACCAUCAAAAUGUACCCACCAGUCUACAAUGACCUCAAUAAAGAGAUCGAUUCAGCAUCGGUCAUUCAGAUGGAUCGGAACUUGGUUGGAGAAAAUAUGGAAAUAAGCAAAGUCUAUGAAGAACUAUCCAAAAGUAUUUCAACAAAGUAUUUCAACUUUGAUGAGGACCCCAGGAUUGAGCCUGCUCUGAAAAAUUCCACAUGCUGCUCAAAAAGAUUAAUUGAUGACAAGCUAAUCAACCCAUCACUCAGGAAGCCCAACCCAUACAGCAUAUCCCACAGAGAGAGAACAGAGAGGGCUGCGAACAGAAAGAGGCCUGUGGAUGCGACCACACGAGUGUACAGAGCCUGGUUUCAGUGGUGGAGGUGCCAACUAUCAGUGGAUGAUUAUCUUAACUACAUUUCCAACCAGGACUCUGAUUAUCUGUCAGUGCUGUUUCACCUGUAUGACAGUGAUGAUGAAGAGGCAGAGAGACACAAGCUGACUCAGCUGCAGAGAGAUGAGAGGAAAAGAAGGCAGCAGGAAAGGAUCAGUUCACUUAGGAGACAGAAACAGGAAUUUGUUCCUGGAUUCUGGAACAUCAACACUAUAAAGAUGGGAGGACUGGGGAGGGAACCAGAACCGGAUGAGAGAAAUCCAGAAGAGGAAAUACAAGAUGCAUCUGGGGGACAGGCUGCAUGUCCUGGAGAGGAAGAUGAAGGUCCAGCUGUUGGUUUGCUGGAUGGAGAACAGAUGCAGGUCAGGCUGGAAAGGGUCUGGAACGCCCUGCAUCUGCCAGAAGGACAGCGGCUAGACAUGGCCAUCAAAUACAGCUCCCAUGAGUACAGAGACCAUCUGCAGGAGGCAAUUGUUGCAUGGGAGCAGGCUGCUCGUUUGAUCCAGAAGAGGGAGCUGUUGCUGUCCAGGUUGGAGGACUUUGAGAGAGAGGCAUCUGACCCCAACAGAUUUUUCCUGCAAGGUUAUCAUGGUUCAUCUAUCGCUAGAAUGGAGGAGGCAAGUCAAAGGGAGAAGCUCAACUUUCAGAUUGCAGUUGUAGACCAAGAACUGUCCAGAACUAUGGGCCACAUCACAACCCGUUUCAAUGACAACAUCAGCUAUAAGGGUCGGCUGUACAGGGAGAAGAUGCGCUGGGACCGUACUGAGAUGCUGUACUGGCUGCAGCAGGAGAGGAGGGUCCAGUCGCUGGAGAUGUUUGUAGAAGGACGGACAGCUCUGCCUGUAAGGCUUCCUCCUCUGAGCCAAAGCCAGGAGAACCAUCAAACUCUCCACAAACAACCUCUAUCAGACUGUGAGAGAAAUGGCCGAUUAUUGCAACACUGUGAACUCUAAAUAUAUAUAUCGAUGUAGGCCAAAUACUAGCAAAUAAAUUUUCAUAGACCUGUGAACUUUCAGACUCUAAAAAGAAAUAUGCUUAAGUUUUACAUUUUUUUUUUUUUUUUUUAAUUAUUCAUUUUAUAUUUUAUUUAUAUAUCCCUUUUUUGGGCAGCUUAGAAAUUAUAUCAGAUGUUAAAAUGUGAAAACAAUUACAGUUUUGUGUGAAAAUGAGAUUAAAUACAUGUUGUUAAGUAUUACACACCAGUGCUAUUUUAGUAUUAUUGCGAUACUAUUAUAGUUUUUAUUAAAAUUUUGAAUUAGUUUUCAUUUCUAUAUUUUUUUGUUUUCAUUUUAAUUUUAGUUAAAUUUUUUGCAAUUUUUACAUUUCUGUUUUUUUGGUAUUUUAUUAUUUUUUUAAUGUCUGUGUAGUUUUAUUCCAGUCUUAGUUAUUUUAGUAUAUCAAGUUAAACUAAUUGAAUAUGAUUAAUAUUGCCUUGGCAACUAGCUGAAAUAAAAGAAGAUUAUAUGAA
Molecule: messenger RNA, 3639 nt
Organism: Megalobrama amblycephala (Wuchang bream)
Lineage: Eukaryota; Metazoa; Chordata; Actinopteri; Cypriniformes; Xenocyprididae
Gene: pnpla8
Product: patatin-like phospholipase domain containing 8
Exons: 19
Coding region: 470-3124 (884 amino acids)
Biological process (GO): arachidonate metabolic process
Cellular component (GO): membrane
Source: RefSeq, a predicted model, not a curated record